This is a messenger RNA of Oryza sativa Japonica Group (Japanese rice), 2464 nucleotides long. The record is from RefSeq and is a predicted model, not a curated record. Lineage: Eukaryota; Viridiplantae; Streptophyta; Magnoliopsida; Poales; Poaceae.
GUACUCCAGUCUAUGCGUGGAACCAGAAAAAAAAAAAACAACUCCUCUGAUUCAGUCGCCCCAUCCGACUCCUCGUCUCCUCCGUCGCUCGCCUCCUCCCACCGAGCUGAUCCCCAAUCUUCACCGCCCCCACGAAGAAGUACUGAGGAAAAGAGAGAGAGAUCGAGUGCGAGAUCCAGUAUGUGCGGCGAUCGUGGAGUUGGCGGUGGCGGCAGGUUGCUCCGGCGACACUGCCGCCCGAGGGAUUUCACUCACUCGCUGAGGUCCGGGCCGCCGGGGCGCUAUGCAAGUCCGCUACGGAUGGUGAAGGGCAGCACGAGAGGAGCCCUGCUAACCAGCGGGGGUGGCGGCUGCUGAAUGAAGACUUCCGGCGCGCCGCCGCUGCCGCCGGCCACCGUCCACGCGCAGAGGAGAGGAUGCGGCGGCGAUGGCAGGACAGAGGAGGAGUGGGCCGAACGUGGGCUAUACGGCCCAUGGGGAUGGUUAGACUGUGAAAGCAGAGAGGUCAUCUCCGGCGAUCAGCAGGGGGCGCCUCCUCUCCUGGGAGGAGGAAGAGGAGAAGAACGUCGUGUCAUCUUCUUCUUUGCGUUCUCCAGCAUUUCUCCUUCGUGUUCUCCUGCUGGAACGUCGCUUCUUCUCCUUCGUCUACGAACAAAAGCUCAGGGAGGGAAGAACGGGACGCUUCUCACGCCGAGCUGCGCCAGGGAGGGGGAGGAGGGACGCUUCUCACGCCGAGCUGCGCCUCGUUUCAAGGGUUACGACAUAAUGAAGGAUGACAUAGGCACUUCCUAUGGUGAUUUACCAGAUCACAAGUAUUUUAUCUCUGUCAGAGAAUUCACGACAUCAGCGAUGGAAUAUAUAGACAGCACUCGGUGUAGUUUGUUGGGAGAAUACAAGAAACUCAAUGUUUGGAUUGUUAAGGAGAGGAUUAAGUGUUGUGUCAGAUCAAUGGCUGUGGAGUUAUUCAAUCAACAUGAAGAGGGGUAUUGCUUGUCAAGAUUUGGUGAAUCUAAUAUCUGGGUUGCCCCUACUGGACACAUAAGAUUCCGGCUUGUCACCAGGACAAAAAGGACGGAUUAAUUGGUUUGUCAAAAUUAUCUUGAUCUUCGUAAUGUGAUCCGUCAAACUGUAUUCAGGAAUUACAGUAUGGACCAAAUACCAGAGGACUGGAGAUCUUUAAUGUCUCUAAUGCUGCACAAUCCACAUGAGCAUGGUUAUCUUAUCUGCAAUUAUGCACCACUGAUACCAAUCGAAAACAGGAUACUUUUCUAUUUCAAAGCUUAUGAGCAUAUGAGGUUUGUCUUAGCCUACACCAAUGAUGCUGCUUAUCGUGAUAUACUUAAGAAGCUUCCAUACCAAAACAGAUGGUUUCAAAUCACCGAAGGGAAUUAUUUACUGGAAGCUUCGCUGAAGCACAAAAACUAUGGUGUUGAUGACAAUCCGGAAAAGGCUCAUGACCCAGAAACAUUUUUUAAAUACUAUCGACAUUCAAAUUGCCACCGGUUAGACAGAUGCUUCAUGAUAGAGGAAGUUGGUGGUUAUUCCGCUGAACAGUUUGAAUUGAUCUUCAUUGUGAAGUAUCCACUAUUCUUACCGUUGUUGCAACAGGAAUUGCAAAGAUACAACCAGCUGAGGUGCCUAAAACCCCACACGUUAUUCUUCUAUGGAAAUAUUCAAGAUGCUGAACAAAGCUGUGCAAUGAUUUAUCAUGAUCAAUUGGAUAAUCCACAAGCAACAGUUGGAGAACUUAUGUGCACCCUUGAAGAGCUGUACCAGGGAACUGAUUUGACAGUAGCACUUCAUAGGAGGAUCACAAGACACACUGAUGAACCUGUGGAGAAUGAAGAAAUAAUUUUACAAGUUAAAGUGCUGCCUGGAUCAAGGAAAGGAACAAAAAUAACACUUCCUUAUGAAGGGUCCCAUUUUUACGGCCAGCCGCCCCAUGAUUUAAUUUUGACCCUUGACAUCGCACCUCAUGAGACCUACAUCCUCUAUGGAAAUGACCUGGUAGUUCAUUGGGUUCUUCGUCUUGUGGAUGCACUUGCAAAGUGUACCAUAAAUCUUAAGACACUUGAUGGGCGCUACUUGAAGAUCAAAGUUGAUGAGGUCGUGUACCCAGGGUAUGAGCUGGUAAUAAAGGAUGAAGGAUGGCCAAUCGGCGAGGGAUUGAAAGGAAACUUGAGGAUAAUAUUUGAUGUCUCUUUUCCUAAAACACUAUCAGGACGACAACAGCAUUCAAUCAGACAGGUUCUAGAUCAGUGACCGGGGGUCUUGUAAUAGAGAAGGAUAGUCUUGCACUCUUACAUUCAUGUAAAUUGGCUACUUCUUGCUGUGGUGAUGGUGAUGGAUAAUGAUUCAUUGCUUGAUUGUACAUUGCAACUGUUUGCUCAGCCUAUAUAGUUUCUCUCUCUCUCUCUCUUGAAUGAGGAAAUGAAAAAGGGAUAGAGAGAAAAAUCAUUGUUCA